Messenger RNA from Mugil cephalus (flathead mullet), 5212 nucleotides. RefSeq names its product PDZ domain containing 2 (gene pdzd2). NCBI's taxonomy places the organism in Eukaryota, Metazoa, Chordata, Actinopteri, Mugiliformes, Mugilidae. The record is from RefSeq and is a predicted model, not a curated record. The coding region runs from base 599 to 3448 and encodes 949 amino acids. The transcript has 18 exons. Gene Ontology annotation, molecular function: protein binding.
ACAGCUGUAAACCACGCUGCCUGAGUUCAGCGUAAUCAGUCGCUCCGACAAAAUCUGGACAUUUUGACUCUUCUCUCCGCCCGCAACAUAGAACAAGACGGCGAUCAUCUGUAUUAGAAGCAUAUCAUCCACGACCGUCACGAAAGUUCCAGCUCUUUUUAUUUUGGUUUCUUGUUUCGGUGUUCCUGCAGUGAAUGUCAGUUGAAUGGAGUUUUGAUACCGAAAACAACCUUUUCGAGAUCCCCGUAAAUGCAUCUUCGCGAUACUUUGCUCGCAUUUAGCAAUCAAGACGCUUUCAUUGUUAAUGUGUUUUUUUUUUUCUUUUUUUUUUCGGAGCAGCUAACGUCGGUAUGGAUCAUUAAAAAACUGUGGAAACCUGGAAUACAGUUUUGGACUGGAAUCGGGAGCCUGGGCGAUGUAGCCUAAAGGUGAUAACUUGAUGCUGGCAGACACUACACCAAAACACACCAGCCCCUUGGAUCCCCCCACCCCUGCCAAGAGGUGGAUUUGGGGUAACCAACCCUAACUGGUUCCUGUGUAUAAGGUUAGCGUUGGAGGCAUCCAAGUGACUGCUGGUCAGGGGGUCAAAGAUGCCAGGAUGCCCAUCACUCAAGACAACGCCCUCGACAUACUCUCAUUGCUUGAGGACUGGCACAGGGCUCAGAGUACAAGAUCACAGCAGGACAGCUGUCUUAAACAGGACAAUUCUGGCAAGCACGUUGAUCAGGAGUCCUACCAGCCUGGAGAGGGAGACAGUGUGCGCAGUAUCAGCAGUGUUAGCAGUCUUAAUGUCGAGGACAUAUCCCUGUGUCUGGCUGCCAUUCAGAAGUUGGUAGAGUACAUUAAGAUUAACUUCAUGGAGAGUGACACAUCUCCAUCAGCCAACCCAUACUCCUGCAAGGAGGGGUUAGAUGUUGAGGUCCAUGCUGUUUCCCUCAGUAAAGAUAAGGGAGAUGCUGCUGAGUUUGGCCUUAGUUUUGGAAACAUCCCAAUUUUUGGGGAUCCUAAUGGCAGAAAGAAAGGAGGCCCAAGAAGGUGGAGGGACCAGGGCCCGAUCCUGGAUGUGGGCUGCAUCUGGGUGACAGGGGUGAGAAGGAGAAGUCCAGCAGCCUGCUGUGAGGGAAUCAAACUGAGAGAUGAACUGCUGUCACUGAAUGGGCAACUGAUGGUGGGAGUAAAUGUCAGUGGUGCCAGCUACUUGGUUGACCAGUGCUGGAAUCAAGGCUGCGUCUAUCUGAUCUUACUCCGGCGAGUCAAGAGAAAGGCUCCUCUCCCUCCCUGUGAUGUCAGUGAUAGUGUCAGUACACCUGUCUGCAGUAACGAGUGUGAAGACCUGCAACACAAUCAGUGUGCAUCUGAGUCAACUGACAGCCUGGCAAACUGCAAACGAACACGCAAGUUUGGUGUCAUAUCACGAUCUUCCUUUAACCGAGAUAACAGGGUCAGUACUGACACAGAAGUAUGGAGCAGGUUCAAUGGCUACAGCUCUUCUCUUCCCACUGAUGCUGAAGUCAAUCCUCCAGGGGACAAGUCAGGUUGCAUCCUCUCCACACAUACACCUACAGGAGAGAUCCCAGACACGUUUACUCAGACCAGACAAGGCAGUCAUAUCUGGAAGAUGCAUAUGAUGAAGGGUGAGGAAGGCCUGGGCAUAAAGAUAACAGGCGGGCGUGGCUCCAAGCACUCUCCUUGUAGCAUCAUUAUAGCUCAUAUAGUGGAAGGGGGUGUCAUUCACAGAGAUGGUCGUCUUCAUGCAGGUGAUGAGCUAUUGAUGAUUAAUGGUAAGUCUCUGGUGGGUCUCACCCACCAGGAGGCUGUGGCUGUCCUUCGGUCUACUACUGGUCUUGUCCAGUUGGUCGUGGCUACGAGGGAGUCAGAUGUGGGUAUAGAAUUCUCCCCAUUCACCAGUCUCCCAGACCUUGUCAGCAACUGCAGCUAUUCUUCCUCCUUGUCUCAGACUGAUCCCCUACACUCCACUCAGGCCAACAGCAGCACCAGUCUGCAUGACUCCUAUUUGUUGACCGGUCUGGAGAAACUAGAAGACCAAACUCAGGGAGGGGCAACCAAAGUAUCAUGCAGCAGUCCCAAACCACUCAAGCUGUACAGCCAAUCCCAAGAAGAAAGAAAUUAUGCCUUUACAUGGUUUGCGGGGAGUUGCCGCCUGCAGUCCGUGGGUGAGGAUGAUGAGCUGUUCGCAGAGAAUGUUGUGAGCGGCUGUGAAGUAGCAGAGAAGCAGCCUCCUGGCCGUCGUAAACACUCCUUACCUCAACAGCUAGAUAGUGCUGGAGUGAGGCAGAUCAUUAGGAAAUCUGCGCGCUCCCUGAGUACAAUUCAAGUGGAAUCUCCAUGGCGACUGGCACAGCCUUCCAUUAUCUCCAGCAUAGUGCUGAUGAAAGGCCAGGGCAAGGGCCUAGGAUUCAGUAUUGUUGGUGGGCAGGACUCAGCACGUGGUCAGAUGGGGAUUUUUGUCAAAACCAUUUCCCCUCAUGGAGCUGCAGCAGCUGAUGGACGAUUGAAAGAGGGAGAUGAGAUUUUGGAGGUAAAUGGAGAGUCUCUCCAAGGACUCACACACCAACAGGCCAUCCAGACCUUCAAGCAACUAAAAAAAGGAGUAGUGACUCUGACAAUUCGAACCCGUCUGCGCAGUCCAAGCCUGACUCCAUGUCCAACCCCAACCCUCCUCAGCCGCUCUAGCUCACCCAAUUCCAAUACCAGUGAUGGUACAUCUGUGCCAUCAGGAUUUGAACAGGCUGACAGCCACAUGGGCCUUGGUCUAGGUCCAAAAGAUUGCGUUAUCAUUGAGGUUUCACUUAAUAAAGAGCCCGGUGUUGGCCUGGGCAUUGGAAUUUGCUGUCUGGCCCUGGAGAACUCCUCUCCUGGUAUCUACAUCCAUAGCUUGGCUUUGGGUUCUGUGGCCAAGAUGGAUGGAAGGCUCAGUCGUGGAGAUCAGAUACUGGAGGUGGGCUCCGUCAGCCUUCGUCAUGCUGCUCUCAAUGAAGCUUACGCCAUCCUCAGUGAAUGUGGCCCAGGACAAGUCAGUCUUAUUAUAAGUAGGCAUCCUGACCCCAAGGUAUCAGAGCAGGAGAUGGACAACAUCAUAGCUCGAUCCACACACAGGGACAAAAUGAGGAGGGACAGACACUCUUCGUAUUUCCAAGGUCUGUUGUGUGAGAGCCCCCAUCCAAAAAUAAAGGACAGACUGGGAGAUGGCUCCCCUACUCUCAGCUGGACCACAAAGAAAUUCCUUGAGCCUACCAGUAGACAGAUAUCCUUGAGCUCAGGGAUAAAUAUAUCUCAGUACGCCUCCCACAAUGUUUCCGGUCACUCAAUCCUGUCUGAAUCAAUUCUGAUGGUCUCAAACAGUGAUGAAGCACUCCACCAACAGAGCUGCAGUACCUCAAUGGAUGACAUCUCAACACAACCACUUACCAAAUUGUCACCCAUUUAAUGCCACAGAGGAGUAGCAAAUUCAGCAAAAAUUCUGACAGAACUUGCGCCUUCUAACCCUUUUUCGCUCAACAGAAAGAUGCAACCUUAUCUCACAAAAUUGAAAUCAUGGCAGGUUUGUGGCUUAAAAUGGCAUCUAUUUUGUUUAUUUGAUAAACUAUAACAUUUAAGUAAAAAUGAGGACAAGACAAAAAUACAUCAUUUUUCAGUUUAAUUUUAUUUUUAACAUUUGAAUAUACAACACCACUGUCAGGAACAUCAUGCCUUGCCUUGAGAACUUUCUAUAUGCUUUAUUUAAACAGAGGUAGCAUGAAGGCAGGUUGAUCAUUUCAGUCAUCACACACCCUUCCAAGACAAGUCCAGCUUUGAAUGGGCCAAAGUUAGGAUUUUCAUCAUCAACAAAAAAGAAUCCUUUAGCAGUUUAACUGCAUACAUCCAGUUUCAUCCUAACAGAGUAAGAAACAGACCUGAGUACAUAAUCAUGCCAGGAGAUAAUUCUGUGUUGUCCACCAAAACAUACCACUGACAGUUUAUGAUGAAAUGCAUUUUAUGAUAUUGACUGCACUAAAUGUAAUUUCUGAGUGUAAUCAUUCACAUGUCUAAGUAACAUCCAGGUGAACGAAUGCCAGGUCCAGAAGUUUCCAGCAGAGCAUUGAAUUGUCACAAGAUGAUCAGUGUUAUUCACUUCUCCUGUCAGUGGUUUUAAUGUUGUAGCUACAAUUGUGCAUUAUUAGGGGACGGCAACAAAUGUGUUUUUCAAAAAAAGAUCUAAAUGGUGUGGAGUGCAGGUUUUUAGUGCACCACCAUCUGGUUGAUUCCACUCAUUCUUUAUUGAGUAAGUGGGACAGCUAUUUUGGAAGAAAAGGGAAAAUAGUUCAUCAAGUCUAUUUUUUUAAAGCAGCAUUUAGACACUCAAAGACACUUUUUGAGGUUCAUCAUAUUAAAUAAUGUUCUGAAGAAGGUGUUUUAUAAAAAGGCAGGCCAUUUGGAAAUAAUAUUUCUAAUCAUAACCAUAAGCUGACUUCAUGCAAUCAGUACUUACACUUUCCUUCAUCAAGGCUGAAGUCACACAACACAGAAAUACCUGUGGCAAAACCAUUAACAUCUGUUGCCACAUUUGUUACUGGAAUAAUUAGCAAGCUCAUAUCCUGCAGACCCAUCUGUGUCCUUUUAGGAUGACGUGUCUUAGAUUUUGAUUAGCAGCAAAAGUUGAAAACUUCUGUGGAAAUACUCAGAAAUAAAAAAAAAAAAAAGGCUGGUGAAACUUCUCCAGAUAAGGUGAUUUGAUGACUCUGAUGAUGAUGCUGACCUAUUUUCAAAAUGUGAAUUUAUUAGAAUUGAAAUAAAACAAGAAAAAAACAAAAACAAAGGGUACAUUUUUAUUUUUUAUUUUUCUUGCAUUUCUAGCACCACCUAGUUUUAUGGUUUUGUUUGUGUUUAUUGAAACAUUCUACUUAAACAAAUAAACAAAAGAUACCAAAAAAUGACCAAAGCAACUGACAUUGUAGAAUCUUUUGCUAUAAUUUGUGCACUUAAAACUAACUUGGUAUUUAGUGGAAAAAAACAACUUGGUCUUUAGUUUUCAUUUUAUUUUUAGGUUUUAAUGCAAUGGACAUUUUUAUACAAAAAGACCAGCUGCCAUUUGUCGUGCUCUAAUGUGAUGUACUGUAUAUUAAACUUAUUUUUUCUUAGAUUUUGGUUGUUACUAUGAAUCACUGUUAUUGUGAGCAUGUGAAAAAAUAAAUUAUGUGUUUAAUGAAAGCAA